Brassicogethes aeneus is the source of this 3104-nucleotide messenger RNA. Lineage: Eukaryota; Metazoa; Arthropoda; Insecta; Coleoptera; Nitidulidae. The record is from the annotation of a GenBank genome assembly.
CUUCCAUGGGCAGUUAAUUUUUUCGGUUACUAUUUAUCGUUCGUAAUUUAACGAACACGCUGAACAUAAUUAUAUAGUGUUUUUUAUUAUUAUUGACUAAUAAUAAAGAGACAUGGAGUUGAGGUCCAGUCGUUCGCGUUCGAAAACGCCUUUCGUCGUUGAAAGUUUCGAUAGAGAAUCAAUCGAAAAAGAAAGUUCAUCGAAAGUCGUUAAAAUGACGAGAAAAACGACAACAAGGUCUCAAAUAAAUUCAUCUGAAGUAUCUUCAAGUACUUCAAAACCAAGAAAGUCGUCUAGGUUGGAAAAAUCUAGCAAAAAAAUAUCGUACAAGACAUCUGAUUAUUCUUCUGAAGACAACGAUUCCUUCACUAGCAAAAGAAGCAUAACUCAAAAUGAAAAAAAUCAAUUCAUUGAGGAUGCCCGGGCUCUGGCAAACGGAUCUGGGGAUAUAUCAGCCCUGGAAUUAUACCGAAGUUCUGACAGAUAUUGGGACAAAUAUCCCAAAACUGACUAUACAUAUUCAUACCACUCGCAAGAUCGUUUUGAAAUUGCCCCCGGAGAGGUAAUAAUGCCCAAUAUGUCUCGUAGAACAAUCCACAACUUAGAUUGCACAAUUAACGAUGUGCACUCAAAAUCUACAAACACUGAUUUACUGGAGGGUUUCACAAGUUUAUAUAAAACCGAGAAUUUACAAAGGAGAAAGUUGUUCAACAAUAAUUUUGAUGAUACUGUUGAUGAAACCACUUCAAGAUACACAACUGAACAAACGUUAUGGUACAGAGCAAAACGACGCAUUUUAACCAUCAUUUCGACGAUCACAACGAUUUACUACUUCUUUCAAAAAAUACAAACGUCGAUUUUUUCAAAAAUACAUCGUUUUUGCAGCUGGGUGAUGCUAUUGGACACGUAUUUAAUGAUGAAAAACCCCAAUUGGAACAAACAAAAUAAGCUGGCCUUACUUUGCAUAGUGCCCUUGUUAUUUUUCGGAGGUUGGUACUUGUUAACUUUGUUGGGCAGUUUAUUCGGGGGUGUACCUAUAAAUUCAACCGCCGAAAAUAUAGAAAUUAUUCAAAAUAAUGACGAAAUUAUCGAAGAAAUCCUAACAAAAUCGGAUGAAAUCCCGAAUAUUAAUAUAACACCGGAAAAAUCGGGCUUCACGGAUGAGGAAUUGAACAAAAUCGCCUCGCUAAUCAAGGAAAAAAUCGACCUGACGGAAAAAAUAAACUCGGAACACGUCGCCCAACAAAUCCUACAGAAUACCAACUUUAUAAAAAUCGUCAAUACCCGAAAAAAUCUUGACAAAGACGAAAUCAUCGCAACCCUCAAGGAAGACAUCAAAAAAAUCCAGUUGGACUUUGAGAGGCGCCAAAAUGAAAUCACCAGCGUAAUAAACAACAUGAGGAGCGAGAACGCCGAAAAUUCCGCAAGACUUGGCGUGGAGCUGAAAAAGUGCUGUCAAAAGUCGUUGAUCAACAUUGAGGGGUACGUAGGUAAGUUGGUGGGGGAUUUUCUGAACAACCCUGUGUAUCUGGGUGAGCAGAAGGGCUUCGCGCAGUUUCUGAAAGGCAUCCUGGUGGCCAAGCAAGAGUUGGAGGAAAAAUUGGAGGGGGUAACAACGAAAUUAGAGGGUCAGUUUGAAGGUUUGCUCAGGGAUAACACUCAGGUCAUUUUGAAUGAUAUUAGCGGGAAAAUUCAGGGCAAAAUGGCCGUCGGUAGCGUCGGUGAUGUAUCAGAUGAGCACAUCAAACUUAUAGUUAAAAACACUUUGAAUAUAUACGAUGCCGAUAGAACAGGGUUGGUGGAUUAUGCCAUGGAACCAAUGGGAGGUCAAGUUUUGACGACGCGCUGUACCGAGGCCUACCAUUCCGGAAAAGCCGUGGUUUCGGUGCUGGGUAUACCACUAUGGUACCCGGUUAACACCCCCAGGACUGUCAUAACCCCCGGAAUCAACCCAGGAGAGUGUUUUGCCUUCGAGAACUUCCCUGGGUUUCUGGUUAUCAAACUGAGCUCCAAAAUCCACGUAGAAGCGUUCUCAUUGGAGCACGUGAACAAACUGCUGGUCCCCAACGGGAAAAUCGACUCGGCCCCCCAAAAAUUUCGAAGUCUACGGCCUAACCGCGGAAAACGACAAAAACCCCGUCAAAAUAGGCGAAUACUCGUACGACUACAACGGCGACGCCCUGCAAUUCUUCCACGUCGCUUCCCAAGGUCACAUCUUCGACCACGUCGAGUUGAGGGUGAUCUCCAACCACGGCAACCCGAAUUACACCUGCUUGUAUCGAUUUAGAGUGCACGGGAAGAUGGCUACUGAACAUAGAUAAUAACAUGUGGUUAGCACGUUGUUUUUGUGCAAUAUCUGGCUUCCUAAUAAUAGGAGCCCAAAGUGUGUAUAACGAAAAAUGUAGAUCAUGAAAUUCUCCACAAAAAAUGUUUUAUGCUUUUUCACCUGCAAUAAAGCGUUACGGAAAUAUAGCAAUGGGACAAAAAACUGACAUUUAUUGACUUAGUGAUUGUUUGUGUAUAUAGAUAGUCGGGACGCACAGUAUUAGUUUUAAAUCGCGCUUUUCUCAUUUAUUCAAUACAGGGUGUACAUUUUAUUUGUGACAUAAUAAUUUUUUAUGUAAAUUUUCUCAGAACACCCUGUAUUUAUACUUGUGAAUAUUUUUUUAUACCAAAAUGUACUUAAUCCUACAGUCUAAUAACCAAAGGCAGUUUAUACGAAAAUACUACACAUUUCUUGCCCCAGUGCCUUUUUAUAGAAUUGUUUGACUAUUAUUAUAAAUAUCUGUGAUUAAAUUUAACUAAUAUAUUAAGUACAAAUAAUUAUUAGAAUAGUAGUGCCAUUUCUUUGACUAACCUACUGAAUGUUUUAACUAUUUUGACUUUGUAAUUUCACUUAAUCGCUAAAAACGGUACAACGCACGUUGGAACAAACCUUUUGAUGUUGAGGUUUGUUCCAGUAUCAGUUUUUUUGCAUUUAGGUGUUAAAUUUUAUAAUUUAUUAAAUCUGUAGUUUUUAAAUUUAGUCACUAGCUUUUAAGGACCCACUGUAGAAUUUAUGACUUUUUAUGGCAAAAUUAUGUAUUUUCAUAUUUAUAAUAAAC